Messenger RNA from Trichoderma atroviride IMI 206040, 1272 nucleotides. The record is from RefSeq and is a predicted model, not a curated record. Lineage: Eukaryota; Fungi; Ascomycota; Sordariomycetes; Hypocreales; Hypocreaceae.
AUGCGUUUUGUCACUCCAAUUUCCCUGUUCUUCUCCAUCUCGGGAGCUGUGCUUGUUCCCGGCCCUACUGGCCCCUAUGCCGUGGCCAUGAAGGAGCAGCCUCUGACUGACACGAGCCGCGCCGAUCCUUUGGAUCCUACAGGCAAAAGCAAAUCCCGCCGCCUUUUGGUCUCUCUGUACCUGCCAGUCGAUACAUCAAGACGGUCAUGUCCUACCAUGACAGUGCCAUACAUGACUCCGCCCGUGGCAGCCUCUUACGGACAGCAGGCCGCUCAGUUUGGUCUUCCUGAUACGUUGUACAAUGAAUUCCAGAUGGAAUUUUGUAAUCUAAAAAAGCUCUCUCCUUGCGGCCAAGCUUCCAAUAAGAACAAGGAAUACCCUUUCAUCUUCUUUGACCCCGGAUUUGGAGAGUCGAGGCUCGUUUACAGUGCCAUGGCUCGAUCUCUGGCCAGCCAUGGCUAUGUCGUUGUCUCUGUCGACCACCCCUUUGAUGCCCCUGCAGUGCAGUUCCCUGACGGAACAGUCAUUGAGGGAGCUGACCUCGACGACUCCAAUCUUUCGGUCCUUCAGAAAGUUCUCAAGCAGGUGCGCAAUGACGAUAUUCGUUUCAUCAUCAGCCAACUCGAGGACCCAAAGAUCAUGAAGCCUCUUCUCGCAGACUUUCCCGGCAAAAUAAACUACAAGCAGCUUGCCAUCUGGGGCCACUCCUUUGGCGGCGCCACCGCUGCCGCCGUCAUCCACUCCGACAAGCGAGUUGUCGGCGGCCUCGAUCUCGACGGCAUGCUGGUCGACCCCAUCCUAAGCACCGACAUCACCAAGCCUUUCAUCCUGGCCGGCCGCAAGGGCCACGAUGCCGAAGACCCCUCGUGGAACCAGUUUUGGCCUCAUCUCAAGGGCAAAAGCAUGGAGAUUGCUAUUGCCAACACGCAGCACGGUGCUUUCAAGGAUGACUUGAUGCUUCUUAGCACGAUGAACUUUACUGCUGAAGUCAAGGAGGCCCUUCAGGGGGUGUUGGGGAGCAUUGACCCGCAUCAAUUGGACAAGGAUCUGAAUGGAAUCUUGACGGCAUACUUUGAUCUCCUCUUUGAUGGAAAGAAGCAGCCUCUACAGGCUAUUCCUCACAACUUCGCCAAUGUUACUAUUGUGCGAAGCAACAAGCUCUAAGAUGCUAAUCAGCAUUCGGAGAUGUGAGAGCCUACGAGGCUGUCGUCUGUAAUUAUGUUAUUUCUUUUCUAUUUCUAUUCUAAACAGCUCUAAUAUUGACUUUAUUCC